Molecule: messenger RNA, 1182 nt
Organism: Miscanthus lutarioriparius
Lineage: Eukaryota; Viridiplantae; Streptophyta; Magnoliopsida; Poales; Poaceae
Source: the annotation of a GenBank genome assembly
AUGGGCGACGACGUGCGUGGCCUGCACGGCGGCGGCGCCGCGACGACCGGCGGCGGCGUGCCGGCGGCGGCGAAGACGGAGCGCGCGCGGCUGCACGUGGCGAUGCUGGCGCUGCAGCUCGGGUACGCCGGCUUCCACGUGGUGUCGCGGCUGGCGCUCAACAUGGGCGUCAGCAAGCUCGUCUUCCCCGUCUACCGCAACCUCAUCGCGCUCUGCCUCCUCGCCCCCUUCGCCUACUUCCUGGAGAGGAAGGACAGGCCCGCCAUGACGCCCGGCUUCCUGCUCCAGUUCUUCCUGCUGGCGCUGUGCGGGAUCACCACCAACCAGAGCUUCUACCUGCUGGGGCUUGACAACACGUCGCCCACGUUCGCCUCGGCGAUCCAGAACUCGGUCCCCGCCAUCACCUUCGCGAUGGCGGCCGCGCUGGGCAUCGAGCGCGUCCGCCUCCGCCGCCGCGACGGCCUCGCCAAGGCGGCCGGCACGCUGCUCUGCGUCGCGGGCGCCACCGUCAUCACGCUCUUCAAGGGCCCCGCCGUCUUCGGCCCGGCGGCGGCCGUGGUGACCGUGACCGCCGUCGCGCCGCCGCAGGCAGCCGGCAACAACAGCAGCAAGAGCUGGGCGCUGGGGUGCGUCUACCUCAUGGGCCACUGCCUGUCGUGGUCCAGCUGGCUGGUGCUGCAGGCGCCCGUGCUCAAGCGCUACCCGGCGCGUCUGUCCGUCACCUCCUACACCUGCUUCUUCGGCCUCCUCCAGUUCCUCGCCAUCGCCGCCGUCGUCGAGCGCGACGCCGCCGCGUGGACGCUUACCUCCGGCUCCGAGCUGCUCACCAUCCUCUACGCGGGGCUGGUGGCGUCCGGCGUGGCCUUCGCGGUGCAGACGUGGUGCAUCGACCGCGGCGGGCCGGUGUUCGUGGCCGUGUACCAGCCCGUGCAGACGCUCCUCGUCGCCAUCAUGGCGUCGCUGCUCCUCGGCGAGCAAUUCUACCUCGGAGGGAUCAUGGGGGCAGUGCUCAUCAUCGCUGGACUCUACCUGGUGCUCUGGGUCAAGAGCGAGGAGAGGGCGCUCGCUGCAAAGCAAGCCGCCGGCGCCGCCGGCGUCUGCGACGACGAGCCCGACGCGGCCGCCUCCUGCCUGAAGCAGCCGCUGCUGCCGUCGCCGGCGACCUUGGAGUCCGCCGUGUGA